Suillus paluster is the source of this 876-nucleotide messenger RNA. RefSeq lists its product as uncharacterized. The transcript has a single exon. The coding region runs from base 1 to 876 and encodes 291 amino acids. The record is from RefSeq and is a predicted model, not a curated record. Lineage: Eukaryota; Fungi; Basidiomycota; Agaricomycetes; Boletales; Suillaceae.
AUGCAUCAGUACCAACAAGAUUUGGUUUCUGUUAAUGAGAGCCUGCCUACCAAUAAGGACCCAUUGGACCCAUUCUUACAACCAAUUUGGGUGUUCACAGACCCUCUGAGAUUGUUAAGUGCAGCUCACGAAGCUGUGACUGAAUUGUCAGCAACAUCAGCAGCAUUCUUGGUUGCAGAGACACCCAUACACUCAUCACACAGACUCCCAGCAUUCAUUCCCACUCCUCUGACACCGACACAUAAAAGGAAACAUGAUCUGUUGGACCACUAUCCUGAGUCAGACAAGGAACAAAUGUACCAAGCGGCACUACAGGAUGCAUAUAAAUGUGAGUCCAAAUACAAAAGUGCACUCCUUGGGAUGCAGUCAACAGUAGUCCUGCAAUCGAUUUUCUGUGACUGCUUGUCUAAUCAGCUUGCGGCACAAGAGGAGAAGAAAAACGGCAAGAAAAAUGCACCAUUGGUGGGUGAUGGGAUGCCAAGGUUACUCACUGGCGAUGUGUUCUACAAUCAAGUAUCUGAGCAUCAAAGAGCAGCAGAGAAAGAAGCAGCAGCAAAGGAAGUUUGUCAGAUCAAAAGGGAGGGGAGAGCAGCAGCUAUGGCAGUAUGGAAAGAAGCGGAGGCAGCAUGGCUGAAGAGAAACAAGGAAUGUCAAGCCACAUACAAAGAUGAAAUGAGGCUGUGGGAGGAGGAGAGAGAUUGCGCCAAGCUCAAGAAGUGUUGGCCAAGGUGGAAAAAACCGAAACAGGGCAAAUUAGAGUCGCUGAUACCCAAACCAACUCUCAGUGAUGCUGAAGAAGAUGACGAAAAUGGUGCAAACAAAGACGAGGAGAUUGAUUGUGACAAUGAUUCUGAUGGUGGGAGCUCUGAGGUUUGA